GAACUGUAGACACACACACAUACAGUAUAUAUAUAAGCUCUGAACAUUCACCAACAAGCAUCGUCUCAACGGCGUCUGAUUUCUGAGUGGACAUGAAGAGCAUAACCCCGGUGAAGAUGCUCUCUGCAUGUGCUCUGAUCCUGCUGGCGUUCAGUGUGACCGACGGACUCAUCAUGACUAAAUGUGAGCUGAAGGCCAAACUGGACGCCGCUCAGUUCCAGCAGAUCAUGGCCAAUGGACAGAAGAUCCCUGUCAACAAUCUCAUCGCCAGGCUGGUCUGCAUGGCCAACAGCACAGCCUUCAACACCAGCUCCGUCAAAGUGAUCGCACUCAACAGUAAACAGAAGAGAUCAGCUCCGAACCCAGCAAAACCUCCAGCUCAAGGCCCAGCACAUGCUGUAGCUCAGAAUACAUCCAGAGAUCCACCACACAAUGCAUCUGAAGCUCCAGCUCAUGAUUCUGAAGCUCCACCACACAAUGCAUCUAAAGAUCCACAUCACAAUGCAUCUAAUGCUCAACCUCAUAAUGCAUCUAAAGCUCCACCUCGUGCACCAGCAUCCAAAGCUCCACCUCGUGCACCAGCAUCCAAAGCUUCACCUCGUGCACCAGCAUCCAAAGCUCCACCUCGUGCACCAGCAUCCAAAGCUCCACCUCGUGCACCAGCAUCCAAAGCUCCACCUCGUGCACCAGAAUCCAAAGCUCCACCUCGUGCACCAGCAUCCAAAGCUCCACCUCAGGGUGCGCAUAAGGCUGUAAUUCACGAUGCAUCCAAAGCUCCACCAUCUCGAGUUCCACCUCAAGUUCCAACAGGACGAAACCCGGAAGGCCCCACCAAAGCUCCCCAUAGCUACGGCAAUGAGACGCAGUAUCCACAGCCCAAAGCUAUGGAGCGUCUCUAUGGAGUGUUUCAGCUCAGUGAUCAGCUGGCCUGCGUCUCCGGCAUGGUGCCAUCACUCAACAUCUGCAACAUGAACUGCAACGCUUUGCUUGAUGAUGACCUCACCAAUGACAUCGCCUGCUUGAAGACCCUGAUGAACAGCAUGAAUGCCAAAGUCAAUCCUACCAGCCUUAAGAUUGCGAAUAUGCUGUUGGCGAAGGAGUGUCGCUCUGUCGUUCCAUCCAAGAUAUUCGCAAACUGUGCUUAAAACAGACGAUCAGACUGACUUUGGCUGAAUUAAUCAGAAACACAGCAGUCUGAUGUUUUCAUUGGCCUUUGACUGAAUGCUAAUGAGGUCAUUAUGAUGGUGGCGGGAACUUUAAACAACUAUUAAUAGGGGUAGUUUGUACAUGCUUUAGUUUGAUGCUGUUAUACUGUUUCAGUAGUAAUAUUGUAACUGAUACCGUUUUAAACUUCUGUAUGCCACUUGGAUUUUUAAAGAUCAGCACUUUAUUAUACGAUGCAAUGAAAACUGGAGCACUCA
This is a messenger RNA of Danio rerio (zebrafish), 1421 nucleotides long. Lineage: Eukaryota; Metazoa; Chordata; Actinopteri; Cypriniformes; Danionidae. The record is from RefSeq and is a predicted model, not a curated record.